AAACGGAUGUUGGAGAUGUCGCGCAUUAGUUUCCUAGUUUUAAUUUUAGUGUUAACGCUAUUAACAUCAGAAUUUUGUCUAUUCCAUGAUGUUCUUGUUCUGACUGUAGCAACGGAGAAAAAUGACGCCCUACACAGAUUCUUAAGAUCAUGCAGUUUAAAUGGGUUUACUGUUAAGGUUCUUGGGGAAGGUCGUAGAUGGUCGGGUGGAAAUGUCGCAACAUCUACUGGUGGAGGACAGAAGAUCAAUUUGUUGAAGGAGGAAUUAUCUGACCUGGCCUACAGAGACGAUCAACUUAUUCUGUUUGUUGAUAGCUAUGACGUUGUCUUCAUGCAAAAUGUGGACAAGUUACUCGAGGAAUACAGAAAGUUUGGAUCAAAAGUGGUAUUUUCCGCAGAGGAAUUUUGUUGGCCUAAAGCAGAUUUGAAAAGCUUGUAUCCAGAAACGAAGCCUGGAGAAAAACGAUAUUUGAAUUCCGGAGGAUUUAUUGGACCAGUAUCUAAUUUAAAAAAAAUUAUCAACCAUGCACCUAUUAAAGAUGAUGAUGAUGACCAACUGUAUUAUACUAAUAUAUUUCUCGAUUCAACGUUAAGAGAACUAUAUGAUAUUCAACUAGACAAAACGUCACGAAUCUUUCAAAAUCUUAAUGGAGCAUUCAGUGAUGUUGAAUUACGCUUUACUGAUGAAACUGGAUAUUUAUUUAAUAAAAUCUCCACUACAACACCAGUUGUUGUUCAUGGUAAUGGACCAAUAAAGGUUGAAUUCAAUUCACUGUCAAACUAUCUUACGUAUUCAUGGACUCCCGAACAAGGAUGCCAACAGUGUGAUGAAAAUAAUAUCGAACUCAGUGACCAAACAGAAUAUCCACUGAUCGUUUUGGGGAUUUUUGUUGAAUAUACAACACCAUUCAUAGGACAGUUCUUUCAUCGACUAGGAGCCUUAUCUUAUCCAAAGUCAAGAAUUCAUAUAGUUGGUCAUAUGGCGAAAACUGCAAAUUCACAAUUCUCGUUUGUUGAAGCUUUCAAUGAAACUUUCGGACACGAAUAUCUAUCUGUAAAUUGGCUUGAUGAAGAAUUGAAUGAAGAGAUGGCACGGAAAAGAGUACUUGCAUACUGUUUGUCAAUUGAAGACUGUAAGUACGUGCUCGCAGUGGACAGUAUCGCUCAGCUAACUAACUCGAAGACACUGAAUCAUUUGGUUCAAAUGAACCGCUCAAUAAUUGCACCUUUACUAACCAGAAGAGGAAAAGCAUGGUCAAACUUUUGGGGGGCACUGGGCAGUGACGGGUUUUAUGCAAGGUCUGAAGAUUACAUGGAUAUAAUCAGCUACAACAUGAGUGGGAUCUGGAAUGUACCUCUAGUUCGAAGUGCCUAUCUGAUCUCACGUUGGGCCGUACGCAAGCUGGUGGAUACAAAACUUGGGGACGAAAUCGACAUGAAUUUCGCUAAAGAAGCAAGAGAUAAAAAUAUUUUCAUGUUCGUGGACAAUCAAAUGGAAUUUGGAUAUCUGAUUAACGCUGAUAACUAUACAUACAAUCACCUACACAAUGAUUUGUGGCAAAUAUUCGACAAUCCACAGGAUUGGGAAGAACAGUAUAUACACCCACUUUACUUCAACUCCGUAAAACCUGAAGUUACAAUGGCAGACAUUGAGCAACCAUGUCCCGACGUAUUUUGGUUCCCUCUGUUAACAGAACUUUUCUGUAAGCAGCUUAUUGAAGAGGUGGAGAACUUUGGACAGUGGUCAAACGGAGAUAACUAUGACCCACGACUUGAAGGAGGCUAUGAAAAUGUACCUACUCGCGACAUUCAUAUGCGCCAAAUCGACUGGGAGGAACACUGGCAAUAUGUUUUGGGAAAAUAUGUAUAUCCAAUGCAGAAGAAGCUGUUUGAGGGAUAUGAAGAUAAGCCAAGGGCACGAAUGAACUUCGUUGUCAGAUACAAACCAGAUGAACAGCCCUCGCUGAGACCGCAUCAUGACGCUUCUUCAUAUACGCUCAAUAUAGGAUUGAAUCAGCCCGGACGAGAUUACCAGGUAAUUACUUAACAUCAAUUCAAAGGUUAAUAUGGACGGCAUACUUAACGCUUCUUUCUUACAUUAACAGGGAGGAGGCGUUCGUUUCAACCGCUACAACUGUUCAAUCAUUGACACGCGGAUCGGUUGGGCGGUGGUGAGUCCAGGGAGAGUUACACAUCUGCAUGAAGGCUUGCCAACAACUCAAGGAACUCGAUACAUAUUUAUUACAUUUGUAAAUCCUUAAGUGCAUAAUUGCUUUGUAUAACAUCGCAUGUUUGAAAAAUGACAAGUUACUGGUUACAAAAGCACCGCCUUUUUAUUGCAUGCAUAAUACUCAUAAUUCAAAAACUCGCGACUGCCUUAGUUGCGCAUCUCGAAUAGCUAAAAAUAAUAAACUGAUAAACUUACG
This is a messenger RNA of Heterobilharzia americana, 2425 nucleotides long. NCBI's taxonomy places the organism in Eukaryota, Metazoa, Platyhelminthes, Trematoda, Strigeidida, Schistosomatidae. The record is from the annotation of a GenBank genome assembly.